Messenger RNA from Tachyglossus aculeatus (Australian echidna), 1421 nucleotides. RefSeq names its product mitochondrial rRNA methyltransferase 2 (gene MRM2). Gene Ontology annotation, molecular function: rRNA (uridine-2'-O-ribose)-methyltransferase activity. The record is from RefSeq and is a predicted model, not a curated record. Gene Ontology annotation, cellular component: mitochondrion. The transcript has 3 exons. The coding region runs from base 200 to 1003 and encodes 267 amino acids. Lineage: Eukaryota; Metazoa; Chordata; Mammalia; Monotremata; Tachyglossidae. Gene Ontology annotation, biological process: RNA methylation.
CUCGAAGUUCUCUGGGCCUCAGUUUCCCAAGAUAAAAAUACUUCCCGCACGGACGGGUCGGUUUUCUAAAAGAAAAAAACAUUCCUCGGUGCUUGCGUGAGUUUCUGAGGGCUUGAGCUGUAGUAACUGUAAUUUUUAAAAUAUUCUUUUCUUUAAUAUUCUUUCCCUCAUGCCCCUUACCUAAAUCACAUGGCCUCGGAUGAAAAUCAGCCUUGGAACGAUCUGUCCUCUUCUCCUACCCCGUCUUGGAGGUGGCCUUUUUUUCCUGAGCUAUCGGAAACUAGUGAGCAGCUUGGUUCAGUGUCGAAGAUUUCACGUCACAGUAAGGCACGGCGGGAGCAAAACUGACGCAGCGUACCGAUGGUUGUCACGACACCUGAAGGAUCCUUUCGUGAAAGCCACACGAGAAAACAAUUACCGCUGCCGAAGUGCUUUCAAACUCUUGGAGAUCAAUGAAAAGCACCAGAUUCUUAGGCCUGGGCUCCGGGUAUUGGACUGCGGCGCUGCCCCGGGAGCGUGGAGUCAAGUUGCCAUCAAGAUGGUCAAUGCCGCCGGCACUGAUCCAGAAUCGCCAGCUGGCUUUGUACUUGGAGUAGAUCUUCUUCACAUAUUCCCGCUACAGGGAGCGACUUUUCUGUGCCCUGCCGAUGUUACAGACUCCGGGAUCUGCAAGAGAAUCCAAGAGCUGCUUCCCGAACGGAAGGCCGACGUGAUCUUGAGUGACAUGGCACCCAAUGCCACUGGGAUAAAAGAGCUUGAUCACCAGAAGCUCAUCGGCAUGUGCCUAUCUCUUCUGGAUUUGUCGUCAAGCAUUCUGAUUCCGGGGGGAGCGUUGCUAUGUAAACUUUGGGACGGAGGCCAAAAACAUCUCUUACAAAGUAGACUGGUGCAGCAGUUCCAGGAGGUGAGGGUUAUAAAACCUCAGGCCAGUAGGAAAGAAUCCUCAGAGAUGUAUUUUUUGGCAAAAUUCUACCAAGGGGCUAAACGAUCUUCAAAAGUGUGAAGGUUUCGCCUGGCAUUACCAUGUGGGCGAGUAUUUUAUUAAUCAUCGGUAUUUACCGACUGCUUACUGUGUGCUAAGUACAGUACAAUGUGAUAUCUGCCCACAAGCUGCUUAUUGUUGUGAAUAGAACUGUUCCUUUUUUAGAGCUGAGACUCUGGUGGAACGGGGUUAUACCAAUUAAAUAUUACCUUUUUUUUUGGUGUUGCGGAGGACGUGCUCCUAAAGCACCGCAUGGGAUCUUGAAAUGUUUUCACUUGAGUAAUGUACGAAACAUGAAAUUUCAACCUGGGGAAUAAUUUGCAUCUGUCUAUAGAAGUCUGAACAUUUGAACAUUCAUCUGUUCAGAGCAGCUGAGACCGUUUUUUAAAUAAAUUUCCAAUUGUGUGGUGUGGGGGUGAUUUUGAUCAAAUAAGUGUUU